AUGACGUCAGCGCUGCUGGUGGCGUUAACAGUGCUCAUCGUUGCGGGAGCAGCAAAUUCGCAACUCCGUCCCGAAGACGCGCCUCCUGCCAUAAACGACACACGUUGCGGCACAGAAUGUGUACGAUGCGGCGCGGACGGAUGCGUAAAGUGCGCGAGGCUGCUUGUGUGGCCAAGCGGGAGUUGUGCACACGAGUGUCCAGCUGGCACACGAGAGGCGUGGGCGCACGAUGAUCAUCUUAUGGGCCGAGUGUGCUAUCCUUCUAACACUUAUAACGAGGUGUUAGUCGGUGGCGCGUGCGGUGCUAUUCUGUGCAUCGCCCUCGUGGCGGGUGGUGCAGCAUAUGCAAGAUGUCGUGGGCACCCGCGUGCUCAACCGCAGCCCCUACCGCCACUAACGCACCAUGACGACGAUGCUCGACUGCGAGAAUUUCACAAGCAGCUUGAUUGUUUACGACCUCAUGCUUUUACGCUCCUGGCAAUUCUGAACCACACGCGGCAUCAAGUGAGAGAGCUUUAUCAACUUGGUAAUAAUGAUGCAGCUAUGGCAUACAGUUGCGUGCUGAGUGAUCUGGCGAAGCUGCUCAUAUUGUUGAAUAAACAACAAGUGCCCGUCGUGCCUGAUGAGUGGCCGAGGCUCGCUAGUUGGGCGGAAAGGAUAUUAAAACGCUACAGCCGUAUGAGCAUUGGUCAGCAACAACAGAGCCAACUAGUAAACUUUCUGCCAACUCCAUCGAGUCAGGAAUCAGAUUCGGAAACUACGCAGCAAUCAUUUUCAACAUUUAAACCACCUUCUUAUUCCCCCACGUCUUUUGACAGCCACACAAUAGACAAAGAACUAAAACAAUGUCAGUGGAAUAAUAUCAGACCACCGAGUUACUCACAAAUCGAGAGGGAGAAAGAGAAUUAUACGCAAACAGAGGGGCAGGAGGAGACAAUCAUCCUCUCCGAUCCAUGGGAGAGGAGACAGAUUUUCAACAAAAUUAAAUGCAGAAAAUGA
Molecule: messenger RNA, 999 nt
Organism: Parnassius apollo (apollo)
Lineage: Eukaryota; Metazoa; Arthropoda; Insecta; Lepidoptera; Papilionidae
Source: the annotation of a GenBank genome assembly